AUCUGACUAAACUCAAAGAUCGUCAUCUGUGCAUUUAUUUCAAUGAUAAUUAAGACGCUGGCAGCUGAACGGCGACAAUAGGAGAUCCAAAAACCGCAAAUAGUUGCCUAGGAUCAAAAUGGAUUUACCCUCUCCUAAGCUAUAGCCAAAAUAACGAUCAGUCGAACGUUUCGCGGUGAAUUCUGAUCGGGGGGAGAAUCUUCUGCUAUUUUGGAAAGAAAUUGGAAAAAAAAAUCGUCCGCUUACUAGCCAAGUUUGGGGAUUUUCGAUCGAUCGCUGGUUGCAUGCGCUAGUCGAGUGUCAAUAAUUAUGGCCUAUAGCAGCAGUUGGAAACGAAUGAAAAAGGUGUUUUCGUGGGGAAAGAAGAAUCGAAAUUCUCAACCAGCGCCUUCCACGCCUUACAACGACGAACUUACAUCGUCACCAGAACCUCCUAAAAAUCGAUAUGCAAGACGCCAAUCUGUUUGUGCCGAACCAUUAAACCCUGAUUCGGACGAUGAUGGCGAUGAGAACCCGAUUGUGUAUCCAAAAACUGAUGAACAAAGGAAGCGUUUAAAUGAGGCAGUCAAGAAUAUUUUGCUUUUCAAGAAUGUUGCUGUGGAACAACUUAAUGAGGUUCUUGAUGCAAUGUUUGAAAGAAAAGUGCAACCAGGAGAUCAUGUUAUAGACCAAGGGGAUGAUGGUGACAAUUUUUAUGUCAUAGACAAGGGCAUUUUUGACAUUUAUGUGAAAAUUGAUGGCAAUGAUAAACUGGUUGGAGCAUACAAUGGAAAGGGAAGCUUUGGUGAACUUGCAUUGAUGUAUAACACACCAAGAGCAGCAACAAUAGUGGCAACAUCUGAAGGAAUUCUCUGGGCUCUGGACAGAAAUACAUUUAGGAGGAUAUUAUUAAAAGCUGCUGCCAAAAAGAGGAAAAUACAUGAAAAGUUACUUGAGCAAGUUCCUAUGCUGAAGGAAGUUACGGACUAUGAGAUCAUGAAUCUAGCCGAUGCACUUCAGUCCAGGACGUUCAAAGAUGGUGAUUGCGUGAUUCAGCAGGGAGAUGAAGCAGACUGCAUGUUCUUUGUAGAGAGCGGAGUAGCAUCUAUCAGGAUACGUAAUCAGGAUGAUCCGACAGAAGAAGUAGAACUUACACAGUGUACAAAGGGAGGUUACUUUGGUGAACUGGCGCUUGUUACCCAUAAACCACGUGCUGCCUCAGUGUAUGCUGUGGGAGACCUUAUCACCGCGGUUCUCGACGUGCACGCUUUUGAAAGGCUUCUUGGCCCUUGUAUGGAUAUCAUGAAGAGAAAUAUCGAUGGGUAUGAAGAUCAACUGAAAAAACUUGGCAUUGGGCACACAGAACUACGAUGAAGUGUCUUGGAAAGGAUAGUGAUUUUACAACUGCUCAAAGAUGGCCUAUUUUUAGACAAAGGAACAUUUGCUGUUUCUUUACCGCUUCACCUUGCCAAAAAUCUGUUUUGGAGUUUCAAAGCGGGAAAAUUAUUAUUCUAUUCGAUUUGUUCCGUUGUAUUUAUAAAUAAGGUUUAAUUUUAAUUUUUGCGUUGAAAAAAGAAGGAAAAAAGAAUUGGAUCAUAAUUUAUUGUUUUACUGAAUCACUUUGUUACAUGUGAGAUAGAACGCACGACAGAUGUUUAUUACAAUUCUGGUGACUUGGAAUGUAAAUAAAACAUGUUUAUUAUUAUUA
This is a messenger RNA of Stylophora pistillata, 1687 nucleotides long. RefSeq names its product cAMP-dependent protein kinase type II regulatory subunit. Gene Ontology annotation, cellular component: cAMP-dependent protein kinase complex; cytosol. NCBI's taxonomy places the organism in Eukaryota, Metazoa, Cnidaria, Anthozoa, Scleractinia, Pocilloporidae. Gene Ontology annotation, biological process: negative regulation of cAMP-dependent protein kinase activity. The record is from RefSeq and is a predicted model, not a curated record. Gene Ontology annotation, molecular function: protein kinase A catalytic subunit binding; cAMP binding; cAMP-dependent protein kinase inhibitor activity.